AUGAAUGAUGUUCGUGACAAAGUUGUCCCUGGAACUUCAACAUGGGAGAGUAAUGCAACUCAGAGUGACUCAUCACCAGAACUGCAGUCGUCUCCAAGUGCAAGUGGUGAGACACCCCAGACGCCAGGAGCACCAGUUCCGCUGGCCCCACACCUAGCAGCUGAAUUACAUCCAGAUCUUCUACAACAAGGUUGGAGGAAAUAUUGGUCUAAAAGAGAAAAUAGGCCUUAUUUCUGGAACAAACUGUCCGGUGAAUCUAUGUGGGAACUUCCCGCAGUAAAGAGAGAUUUUGAUCCAAUAACAGAUCCACUAGGCAUCUGUCACACCGGCCCAUCAAAUGCAGGUAACAUGACUCCUGGUGCUAACAAACGUCGUCCAUCUGAAGAUAAUGGACCCCCACCAAAGAAAUUUGUUCUGGCUGGACCUUGGGAUAUUGAGGUGCCAACUAAUGUGGUAAUAUAUGAGAGACCUCCAACUAUUUGUCCACAUCCCCACCCAGAAAUAGAAGGAUUUAGAUUUACCUUGGCUAAUAAGUUAAGACAAUGCUACCAAGAGUUAUGCCAUACAAGAGAAGGCAUUGAUGCUCCUAAAGAUUCAUUCAAUAGAUGGUUGAUGGAAAGGAAGGUCAAUGAUCAGGGUGGUUCAGACCCUCUUCUUCCUAGUCAUUGUUUCCCAGAAAUAUCACAUUCAAUGUAUGAGGAAAUUAUGAAUGACAUUCCAAUUAAACUCACGCAUCCAAAGUUUACUGGCGAUGCAAGGAAACAGUUAUCAAGGUAUGCAGAAGCAGCAAAGAAAAUGAUUGAAUCACGAAAUGCAUCACCUGAAAGUCGUAAGGUGGUGAAAUGGAAUGCUGAAGAUACAUUUCAGUGGUUGAGGCGAACUGUUGGAGCAACAUAUGAUGAUUUUCAAGAUAGAUUAGCACAUUUGCGGAGACAGUGUCAACCGCAUUUGGCUGAAACUGUAAAAGCAUCAGUUGAAGGAAUUUGCUUAAAAAUCUAUCACUUGUCUGCUGAAUAUGCUCGUAAAAUAAGAGAGAAACAUAGUGCAUUACUUAAAGAAAAUGGAAUACAGGAACUUCAAGCUCCAUUGCAACAAGCAGCUUUGCGGAAGGUGUGGUGUUAUCCGGUGCAGUUCGCAGUGCCGGCCCCACGGCCUCCGCUCGUAGAACAUUUCCUCGACCGUGAUCAGACACUAUUACGCUAUCUUGGUGAAACUCAGGUCCUCAAUGCUGUUUAUUUACAGAAACUGGAAUGCCUAUACCGAUAUAGUUGCUUCGACGACAAGAAGUUCGAGCAGUUCUUGUCACGGGUGUGGUGCCUGCUGCGUCGGUACGCGGCGUGGGUGGGCGCGGGCGGGGAUGCGCAGCUGACGCAGAUGUCGCUGCCCGUGCCGGUGCUCGAGUGUCUGCAUCGGUGCUUCGGCGUCACCUUCGAGUGCUUCGCUAGUCCGCUGGAUUGCUACUUCAGGCAAUAUUGUUCUGCAUUUGCCGACACUGACACAUAUUUUGGAUCUCGGGGGCCCUUUUUGGAACUGCGUCCCGUGUCCGGUUCAAUGGUAGCACAUCCACCUUAUUGUGAAGAACUACUAGAAGCGGCCUUGCGACAUAUGGAGAGGCUAUUGCAAGAUUCCGCCGAGCCGCUGAGCUUCGUCGUCAUCUUGCCAGAGUGGCCAGAUAGGCAAACACACGCAUUACACAAACUUCAAGCCAGCCACUUCAAAAGAAAACAGGUGGUUAUUCCAGCUUUUGAGCACGAGUACCGCCACGGAUUUCAGCAUGUCCUUACCAAGAACGAGGUGUACUUCAGAUGGGGCAGCGGCACGGUGGUGGUGUGGCUGCAGAACGCGGCGGGGUUCGCGCGCUGGGGGCCCACGGAGGACCGCGUGGAGGCGCUGCUGGACGCGUGGCGGCCGCGAGCCAAGCUAAGGGAUGCGCCGCCCGCCGCGCCGCAGCCAGAGCCCGAGCCCACGCCGCCGCCCACGCCAGACAAGCGCUAA
Molecule: messenger RNA, 1995 nt
Organism: Spodoptera littoralis (African cotton leafworm)
Lineage: Eukaryota; Metazoa; Arthropoda; Insecta; Lepidoptera; Noctuidae
Source: the annotation of a GenBank genome assembly